AUGUCUUUUGCACCUAUCAAAGAUGGCGAAUUCACCAGCACCAUCUAUGGAAUGAUAAAAGAAGGAAAGUACAAUGAGGUGAUUCGAAUACUUCAGUAUGAGGUGCAGCGUGCUCCCACGGACUUCAUCAAUGCCGUGGACGCCUAUUCGCAAUUAUCACGCCUCUUUCCUAAUUUCCCUGAGUACAAGGUCUACCAUGCACAGUCACUCUACAAUGCUUUCAUGCUUCCAGAAGCACUACAGAUCGUUUCAACA
Molecule: messenger RNA, 255 nt
Organism: Cooperia oncophora
Lineage: Eukaryota; Metazoa; Nematoda; Chromadorea; Rhabditida; Trichostrongylidae
Source: the annotation of a GenBank genome assembly